This is a messenger RNA of Psylliodes chrysocephalus, 657 nucleotides long. The record is from the annotation of a GenBank genome assembly. NCBI's taxonomy places the organism in Eukaryota, Metazoa, Arthropoda, Insecta, Coleoptera, Chrysomelidae.
AUGUAUUCAGAUUGUUGCACAGGCCAGAACAGGAAGAUAAAAUUGAGUUUAUUAUUACAGAAACUAGUUCAAGAUCCAGAAAUGGCCACUUGUUAUAUUGACCACAAAUGUAUGGUGUCUGGUCACAGUUACCUGCCAAAUGACGCCGACUUUGGUGUUAUUGAAUCAAAAGCUCGAAAGAAGCAGUUUAUCUAUGGUCCUAGAGAUUGGUUUGAUUUAGUUGCUGGUGCUAAAAAGACCAAUCCGUUCCUGGUAACAGUGAUGAAACAGGAAGUUUCUUUCGACAAAAAAACUGGAAGACAGUAUUUGGAACAGAAAAUCCAAUACUGCAAAAAUAAACAUAAUUCCAUAUUUUACAAAGAAACCUUGAAGGACGACUUUCCAUUUUAUGAAAUUCAUAUAAAAAAACCCACGUUAAAGGGAAGACCCCCUAAUUUGAAUAUUAUCCAUGAUACACUGUAUUCAGAGCGAAGGCCUGUAAAAGCUGUCAAGAAGAAGCACUUGUUUGACCUUCUACCGUAUAUUCCUCCAACUUACCAUCCAUAUUUCAGAAGUUUGCCUUCCUUUAAUGACAGAACUCGAGCUUCAACCUCACAGGCUAAUGAACUCAAUUUUGAUGCAGAAAAUGGAAGCGAAAGUGAUGAAUAUAUUGACUAG